GAUUUCAAAUGCGCCGCAGCGACUGGCGGACUCACAGUUCAGCGGCGGAGCAUCGAGUCAGGUCUCCGCUCGGUUCGGCGGGGAAUAGCUGGAGUUCACACCGGAUAACGACGCAGAAACACGGGAUCUACAUCCUGCACAUCCUGUAGUUUGCAACCUAAAUAACCUGCAAUGAAGUGCCCUCGCUACGACACCACCAGAGUCUGCAACAUGGAGAAAAGUGCUGAUAACGUGGCUGCUGGUGAAGCCAAAGUGCCACAUGUCAAAGCUUCCCCUGUGAAAGAGCCCAUCCCCAUCAAACCCCAGUGUCCACCUGCAGGAGUGACCAGAUUGUUGUUCUCGCUCAACAACGACACCAGAGCGGUCAACAACAAGGAGAACAGCUCCGGCAGGGAGCACGACAGGACUCUGGAUGAAGGCCUUGAAGACAGUGGUUAUCUGUCUCUGCACAGCAGCCAGAUUGAUGAUCACCACGGGGACGAGGAGGAUGACCACAUCCAAAAGAGAACCGGAGCUACGCUGUUGCUCUCUGCGACACAACAGAGGACGAUAUCCCCACACAACUCUCCCUCCAAAUGUAACGCAGGCCACAGAGAGUCUGUGGUGGCAGCUUCCACUCCUGUGGAUCGUCCCAGGAGAAGAAUAUUGUCAUCUACACCCUCUGAUAGCCACAGUGACCCCAACCUGCCUAUACUGAAGUUCCAACGGGCGGUGUGUGAAGAGCUCGCCAAGAGCUAUCGGAAGAAUAAGAGGUACGACUGGAGCAUUGUCACUAAGGUGGCCGAGGAUCACCUUUUGGAUCGCGUGAUCGGAGGCCAGAUGGGACGGGAGUACGUCGACAUGUUUGUGUCUCUGCUGUCCAGGAACAUGAGAAGUAUCCUGAGCAACAUCCUGGCCCUGCUGGGAGACAUGGACCUCAUUAGCUGUAAGAAAGUGAGCAGGACGUGGAGGAGAAUCAUCUGUGAGGAUACCACAGCUAAGAACAGGUGUCAGCAGGCGGAGGAUGCACUCAGGGAGUCAAUGAGCUCUUUGAGACAAAAGGACUGUGGUCUGACAAGAGACGUGGCGGUGUCCAGGGUGGUGCUGUCCUGCAUGCAGACCCGGGCCUCAAGCACAGUAUCAUCAUCCUCCUCCUCCUCCUCCUCAUCAUCGUCCACAAGCUGCAGGGUCAACAGACGCAUUACUCUCUCUCAGAAGGGCAACACCCCCCCAUCCCAAUGUACACGCUUCAAUGAAUUUGUGCAGGCGGCCAGCAGCCUGAAGCAGCACGAGUCUCUACGUUCCUGCAAGCGCUGCGGUUCACCAGCGACGCAUUCAGCAGAGACCCAGCGGGCAAUGUGCACACGCAGUGACUGUCUCUUUGACUUCUGCACCUGCUGCCAAGAGACUUUCCACGGCUCGACCCCCUGCCGAACGGUGGAGUCCAGACCCCACUUAGUCACCUCCAAGGCGACCCCGAUCCUACCCGGCAGUGCUCGCAGCAAGAGGAACAUCAGACGCCUGUGACGGAGGUUUAAUGAGUUUUUAUUCACUGACAGUUUUAACUGUGGGGCGGGGGGGGGUCUUUCUCUGCACUGGCAGUGACUUGGACAGCGAAGCGCAGCCUGGGAGCGGCUUCUGUACGAGCACCAUAUAGUAUUACUCUCAAAGCUCUGGCUCUACACAACUGAAUCAACUGAGUAAAGCACUUGUUUACAACACAACUGGGACAAUCAACCAGAAAAGUGUCGUCUGGCUAAAACUGUUGUCGUCUGUGAGCGACAAACAAAUCUGAUGCCAAAAAAGAAAGAAAUAGAGCUUGAUAUGCUUUAUAUUGUAACAUUUUUAUCAUGUUUUAAAACGAAAUGGAUGUACAUUUAUCGUAUUGUCACUUUUAGAUGGUUUUGUACGUUUAUAUUUUCUUUUAAAUAAAUGUUGAAUGUCAGGAACUCUUUAAAUGUUCAGAUUUACUGUAUUUUCUGUAA
Messenger RNA from Paralichthys olivaceus (Japanese flounder), 1964 nucleotides. RefSeq names its product F-box protein 5 (gene fbxo5). Gene Ontology annotation, biological process: negative regulation of meiotic nuclear division; regulation of mitotic nuclear division. NCBI's taxonomy places the organism in Eukaryota, Metazoa, Chordata, Actinopteri, Pleuronectiformes, Paralichthyidae. Gene Ontology annotation, cellular component: nucleus. The record is from RefSeq and is a predicted model, not a curated record. Gene Ontology annotation, molecular function: protein binding.